UUGCCAGCAGGGGGCGCUGUGGGCAGCGAGCGGGGCUUCGCUUCCGGGAAAACGGCGUGAUCCGAUCAAACUGGCAUCAGCGCCGAAUAAAGUCAUUCGUGGUGAGGUGAUCGGGGUGAUGGGGCCGGACGGGGCCCUGGGGCCGGGUGUGCCCUGGAGGAAGGUCCUCUGGGAAAGCCAGCCAUUCCCCGAUAACUACGUGGACCACCGGUUCCUGGAGGAACUGCGAAGAAACGAGGGCGUCCAGCAGUACCAUUACUGGUCUGUGGUGAAAGAAGCGGGCUUUGUAGGACAGCAGCUGUCCUGUGUGGCCAUUUUUAUCACCCUUUGGCUGUACAUGGAGCAGGGUCUGCUGACGCCUGAGGUGUUAUUAUGGACCAGCCUUGUGUGCUCCCUGCUGGGCUAUGGACUGCACCAAGUUCUGACAUCUCAGUUUGAACCGAGCAGUGAGCCGCGCACACAUCUGGCUGAUUUACAGAGCGCUGCUAUUUUUCUGUCUUUCACUUUUGGCUUCUCACCAGUUCUUAAGACAUUAACAGAGUCUGUGAGCACAGACACGGUGUACGCAAUGUCUGCUAUAAUGCUGCUGGCCCACCUGGUCUCCUUCCCGUACCCCCAGCCCUCUCCCCCUGGCAGCCUCUCCUUAAAUGCAGCCCUGUUCGCCUCAGUGUGCCUGGCGUCGAGGUUACCCGGUACUCUGCACACCUUUGCCAUGCUCAGCUGUGCCCUACUGGUGUUUGCCCUGUGGCCAUGUCUCCUGCAACGGAUGCGGGAGAACACCCCUCGACAAUUUACCGGGGUGUGUGUGGUAGUGUGUAUCGGCGGCGUUGCGGGACUAGGAUCCCAGACACUGGGUGGAGCGUUGCUCUUAUCUCUGGCAUUAGUGAGCGUCACAUUGCUUUGUCCUCUGCUGCUCGUCCGGCUGCAGAGGCACAAGGACAACAUCCAUGGACCCUGGGACGAGGCUGAGAUUCAUGAGGACCUCAACGGCUUCCUUCGCUGAUGGGCAGAACCAACACGCUCGCUCAGGCUGCUCUCUUUCAAACCGAGAUUUAUGGUGGAGGCCGAUCAGGAAUUAUAAAUGAGUCUGAUCACGGUUUUGUAGAUGUUCAUCUUAAAUGACAUUCCUAAUAUACUGCUGUUAUAAGGAAGAGGGGGGAAAAACACUUUGUAUUAAAGCUGCUAUUGUUUUAUAAGCACUGACCUCAAAUGUGUACAGCAGUUGUCUGAUAAUGCAGGUUUGACUAACAACACUACUGGACACAUGAAGGUAUGCGCCAGUAACAGAUAUCACUGAUUUAAAGAGUUUUGUUUUAUGGAUUGUGUGUUGCGCAUGUGUUUAUGUAUGGAUAUAAACAAGGGCUCCAAGUCUAAGGCAUAUUUUAUUAAUAAAAUAAUAUUUCUUGUGAA
Molecule: messenger RNA, 1410 nt
Organism: Cololabis saira (Pacific saury)
Lineage: Eukaryota; Metazoa; Chordata; Actinopteri; Beloniformes; Belonidae
Gene: pigc
Product: phosphatidylinositol glycan anchor biosynthesis, class C
Exons: 3
Coding region: 119-1003 (294 amino acids)
Biological process (GO): GPI anchor biosynthetic process
Cellular component (GO): glycosylphosphatidylinositol-N-acetylglucosaminyltransferase (GPI-GnT) complex; membrane
Source: RefSeq, a predicted model, not a curated record